AUGCAAGCGCAGGCCGCGCGCGCGGGGCUGGGGCUGGGGCUGGGGCUGGGGCUGGGACUGGACGGCGGCGUUCAAGGCGGCGGCAACGCGAUGGGCCCCGCGGUGGGGGGCGCGCCGGGGUGGGGAGGCGUCGACGGCGGGGAUUUUGCCAACGGCGGCGGCGGCGGGGAUUGGGGCGCGCACGGCGGCGGCGGGGAUUGGGGCGGCGGCGGCGGCGGCGGCGGAGAGACGCGUCAUCAUCGCGGCGGCCAGCUCGGCGCGCGCGGCGAGUGGCGACCGCCGACCGGCGUGGAAACGACGCCUGGAUCCGGUGCGUUCGCGCCCCAGUUCGCGCCCCAGUCGCGCGCGGAGUACGAGUACUUCGCGCAGGUGCAGGCGCAACUCGCGCAGAUGCAGUCGCUCGGGAUGAACCCGAUGGCGGCGAUGUCGUACUGGCAGCAGUGCGCGGAAUACUUCGCGGCGAACAACAGCAACGCCAAUACCAACGGCGGCGUAUCCGGCGGCCACAGCGCGCCGAGCGUGAUGCACGCCGGCGGUGGAUACGGCGCCGACGCGGCGGCGUAUCAAUACGCGGCGGCGCCCGCGGCGCCGGCGGCGGCGGCGGCGGCGCCGCCGCCGCCGCCGCAGUCGGGGCCGCUGGGGUGGCUGGGGAGGAGGCAGGGGGGGCGGCGGAGCUGCGGGCGGCGUGGGAGUCGCUGGGGGUGUUGUGGUUGUUGUCGUCGCAGGCGCUGUAGUUGGUGUAGCUGUUGGUGGUGGACGCGGAGGUGGGUUCCGGGGGUCGUGUAA
This is a messenger RNA of Micromonas pusilla CCMP1545, 786 nucleotides long. RefSeq lists its product as uncharacterized. Lineage: Eukaryota; Viridiplantae; Chlorophyta; Mamiellophyceae; Mamiellales; Mamiellaceae. The transcript has a single exon. The coding region runs from base 1 to 786 and encodes 261 amino acids. The record is from RefSeq and is a predicted model, not a curated record.